Molecule: messenger RNA, 729 nt
Organism: Soboliphyme baturini
Lineage: Eukaryota; Metazoa; Nematoda; Enoplea; Dioctophymatida; Soboliphymatidae
Source: the annotation of a GenBank genome assembly
AUGAAUGGAACUUGCGAAACUGUUACGGCCCCUGACAGAGCGACCGCUCAGGUAACCGAGCCGUCGACUUCCGUCCAACUCCCAAACCUCACUUCUAUGGUUAAAAGUAGCGAACCAGAGUUGACUCAGCUGAUGGUUGGAAAGAAAGUGCUGUCGACUCUUUCUAUGCAUUUUCCUCUCGCUGAGAAGCUGCUCGACGAUAGAUUCACAGAGUUGCAGAACCGCUCUAACGAUUGCAAAGCUCCAUCUGCAUUUGACUACUUUCUCAGCCAAAGAGUUGUGCAUCUGCAGGAGAAGGUUGUUGCACCGGUUCGUGAGUAUCCGCAGAUCAACUUUGCUGGCCGUCUUUUUGGACCUCGGGGUCGACGGCUUCGUGCGCUGGAGAGCGAUUUGGAUUGCAGAAUAACGGUUUUGCGCGGCGGAGGUGCUGCAGGCCAGGCAAACCGAGGGACGAACGCAGGCCAUCAGUCAAAUGCUACGAAAGCUCCUGCAGAAGAUUUAGCCGUACUGAUAGAAGUCGUGGAUGCUGCCUGCGAAGCCAACGCAAAGCUUCAACGAGCCGUCACCAGGAUUAAUGAAAUAUUCAAGGCUGUGCCUUCCCGAUACCGCCAGCUGAAAAGCAAGCAGCCGGUGUCUGUCGUGGUGAACGCGGUUUCAAAUGAUAAAAAAUCUGUCAUUGUAGAUUCUGAGGGUUUUCAGCUGGUUCAGUGUCGCCGUCGUCGUAAGUGA